Entrophospora candida is the source of this 2916-nucleotide messenger RNA. NCBI's taxonomy places the organism in Eukaryota, Fungi, Glomeromycota, Glomeromycetes, Entrophosporales, Entrophosporaceae. The record is from the annotation of a GenBank genome assembly.
AUGUCUCAACAAAAUAAAGAAGAACGUGAACAAUAUAAUAAUGUCAAUGACUUUUUGCCUUAUAUCGAACAAAUCAAAGCUGAAAAUGAUUUUUUUUACAAAGAAUUCUUGGAAGUUUUGAAAAGUUACAAAAGAAAAGAAAUUAAUAUAGAAAAUCUCCUUAUUCAUGCGAAACGUCUUUUUAAAGGAUAUCCAACUUUGCUUCAAAGAUUUAACAACUUUUUAAUUCCUGGUUAUCGAUUCGAAUACUCGACUGAUCCUCUUGAUUUAGAUCCAAUUACUAUCUUUACACCUAAUGGAAUUUUACCAUCACCAUCAUCAGCUUCAAUGCCAAUGCAAAUAUCUCCUAAUAAUAUUGACGAAGUUAAUAAAUACGACAAUAAUAUCAACAGCAAAUUUGAAAAUGAUUUGAAAUCUCAAAUGACUCCUUUACCUACAGAAAACUACAAGAAUAGAUUAGAUGAAAAUACUGCCACCACAAGCACCACAAACACUAUCAAUAAAGAUGAAAAUGUUUUAGAGGAUUUACUUUAUAUUAGUAAAUUUAUUCAGAAAUUUGGAGUUUCUGUCGAAAUCAAGGAUCUUUUCAAUAAUAAUAUCACUCUUAUAAACGAAUUUAAACAAAAAUGUUUACCAAUUUAUCUAAAAUACUUGUCUUCAAACGAAUUUCUAAAUAUAAUUUUCAAAGAAUUUGAUGACAUCGCUGCUACUUUAUCAAAUUCUACUGCUGUUAAUAUAUCGUCAUCAUCAAAUCUUUCAAGAGUCGAUGAAACCGACAUCACUAAUCCUACUAAUUCCGUUAAUAAUAACGGAAAAAGGAUUAAUUGUCCUGACACUGAUCAAAGUUUAAGUGAACUAUUCAAUAAGUACAAGAGAUCAAAAAUUUCUGAACAAUCAAUACCGGCAUCAAUAUUUGGUCAAUCAUCAAACCUGUACGGGCAAUUAUUUUCUUCUUCUUCAUCCUUAUUCAGUGAUGAACAACUACAAUCAUCAUCAUCUUUAUCUCCAUCUACAUCGCCAACAUAUCCACCACCUAAAGAAAAAAUUAUUUGUGGCGGUGGGCAAAAAAAGAUCCGACCAGAAAAUGUCAUAGUGGAUGAAUUUACGUUUUUUGAAAGUUGUAGAAGAUUUCUUGCAAAUGAUGAUGAGUAUCGUCAAUUUCUUUUAAUACUCAAUUUAUACUCUCAGGGAAUUAUCAAUGCUAGUGUACUUGUUCAACAAAUCUCUAUUUUUAUUGGACGUAAUGAUAAAUUGUUUAAAUGGUUCAAGGAUUAUGUUAAAUAUCAGGAAAAAGAAAAGAAAAAGGAAGAAUAUGAUUACGAUACAGUUGUAAAUCACUCCUCUGCAUCUGGGACAAGUUACAAGUAUAUACCAGAAUCUAAAGGAAAUGUACAUUGUUCUGGAAGAGAUGAAUUAUGUUAUCAAGUUUUGAAUGAUGAAUGGGUCUCAUAUUCAGGAUUAUUAAAUGGUGAAUAUGAUUUCAAAUCAGCAAAAAAUAAUCAAUAUGAAACUGAAUUGUAUAAAUGCGAGGAUGAAAGAUACGAGUUUGACACUGUUAUUGAAGACAUUCAGCAUACAAUAGCAAUGUUAGAACCAAUUCUUAGGAAGAUAAAUAAAAUGUCAGAUGAAGAUAAAAAAGAAUAUAAACUCAAGCCUGGACUUGAUGGUCGUUGUAGAUCAUUGAUCUAUAAAAGAGCCAUUAGAAGGAUUUAUGGAUACGAUAAAGGAGCCGAAGUUGUUGAGAAAAUUCAUAAUGAUCCUGUCAAUGAUAUCCCAGUAAAACUAAAUAAAGUUUGGAGUGAUGUUGAAUCAAAAAAUUAUUACAGGUCAUUCGAUCAUAAAGGGCUAUUUUCAAAAAUGGUCGAGAAAAAAAAUUUUACAACAAAACAUUUCAUCAAUGAAAUUGAAAAUUUAUUCAAAAAAAAUCAAGAUAUUCUCCAUAAAAACAACAAAAAUCGCAAUACUAAUAAUGUUGUUAUCAGUGGAAAUAAUGCAGAUGGCAACAAAAUUGAGGAAACAGGAUCAUUCGAGAAAAAAGAUUCUAGAAAAAUUCAAAAGUUUUUUAAAAAAUUUUUAAUUUAUUUUUUUGAUCUUCCAUCAAGUUUUUUUGAGCAACCUAAUAAUAACAAAGGCAUUAUAAAUACAAGUGGCGGAGAUAAAACAAUGCCGGCAGUAGGUUCAAAUGAAAAAGAUAAUAACGAAGUUUGGGCUAAUGUAUCAAAAGAAGUUAAAAAAAAUAUUAAUGAAGUGACUAACAAAAAGAGUGAAUUCAAAAAACAAGCAAUGUCUCAUUUUUUCUGUAAUGAUCGAUUCUACUGCUUCUUUAGAUACUUGCAGAUUUUAUUUGAACGUUUUAAAAAAAUAAAAAGAUUUUCUCAAGAAAAAUUAUCUAAUAAUCAAGGAUUGUUUAAACUAUAUGCUGAAAAUAGAUCUGAAAUUAAUAUAAAAGAUCCUUACUCUGAUAUGUUCAAACUUAUUGAAAAAAGGAUUAAAUGUUCAAUAGAAGCGUCAGAUUUCGAGGAAUCUCUUGUUAAUAUACUUGGUAUUGAUGCACAUCUUAUGUUCUCAGUAAAAAAAAUUGUUCAUUUUUUAACUCAAGAGUGUGAGAAAUUACUUUAUUUAUAUAAAACACAUAAUAAACAACAAACUAAUAAUUCAUUAAAAGAUGGUUCAUAUAUGUUAUACUUGUAUCAAUUACAUGCUACUAAUAUCAUUAAUAAAGAUGGCCAUUUAUAUAGAAUAAAUUAUGAUAAUUAUAAAAAAUCAUUGCAAAUAACCUUACUAAAUUAUGACUCUAAUUCAAACAUAAACACUUCACCAGAAGAACGAUGGAUAAGCUAUAUUUAUAGUUAUGUAACUUCUAACCCUACAAAAGGUGUCUAUCAAAAAAUAUAUGAACCAUUUCUAAAAAGGUAA